CAGAUAUCGAGACGUACUACAAGCUGGUACGCUAAGGCUUGAGAGCUAUACCUUGCUGCUUGCUGCUUUCUGUUUCAGCUCCCGGCGGAAUCGAGAGAUGGCGGCGAAGGUGACGGUGGAGGAGGUGAGGAAGGCGCAGCGCGCCGAGGGCCCGGCGUCCGUGCUGGCCAUCGGGACGGUGACGCCGCCAAACUGCGUGUACCAGGCGGAUUACGCGGACUACUAUUUCCGGGUCACCAAGAGCGAGCACAUGACCGAGCUCAAGGAGAAAUUCAAGAGGAUAUGCCGCAAGUCGAUGAUCCAGAAGCGCUACAUGCACUUGACGGAGGACAUCCUGCUGGAGAACCCCAACAUGGCCUCAUACUCUGCCCCAUCCCUGAACGCACGCCAGGCCAUCCUGGUGGAGGAGGUACCCAAGCUGGGCGCCGCAGCGGCGGAGAAGGCGCUCAAAGAGUGGGGCCAGCCGCGUUCCCAGAUCACGCACAUCAUCUUCUGCACCACCUCCGGCGUCGACAUGCCCGGCGCCGACUCCCGGAUCAUCAAGCUCCUCGGCCUGGACCCCUCCGUGAAGCGGGUCAUGCUCUACCACCAGGGCUGCUUCGCCGGCGGGAUGGUGCUCCGGAUCGCCAAGGACCUCGCCGAGAACAACCGCGGCGCCCGGGUGCUGAUCGUGUGCUCGGAGAUCACCGUGGUAACGUUCCGGGGCCCCUCCGAGGCUCACCUCGACUCGCUAGUCGGCCAGGCUCUGUUCGGCGACGGCGCGGCUGCGGUGAUAGUAGGCGCGGACCCCGACGAGCAUGUGGAGCGGCCAUUGUUUCAAAUGGUAUCAGCGUCGGAGACCAUUCUGCCUAACUCGGACGGCGCCAUUGAAGGUCACCUCCGUGAGGUUGGGCUCACCUUCCAUCUCCAGGAAAGAGUCCCGGAGCUCAUCUCCUCCAACAUCGAGCGCCUGUUGGAGGAGUCCUUCAAGCCGCUCGGCAUCUCCGAUUGGAACUCCAUCUUCUGGGUGGCGCACCCCGGCGGCCCGGCAAUCCUGAACGCGGUGGAGUCCAAGGCUGGAAUUGACAAGGCCAGGCUCCGCGCCACCCGCCAGGUCCUUUCUGAGUAUGGCAACAUGUCAAGCGCCUGCGUGCUCUUCAUCCUCGACGAGAUGCGGAAGUUCUCGGCCGAAGAUGGACGAGCUACUACCGGUGAGGGCAUGGACUGGGGUGUGCUCUUUGGCUUUGGUCCAGGCCUCACCGUCGAGACCGUCGUUCUCCACAGCGUCCCCAUCACUACUGGGCAUGCCGCAUAACCGUUACCGUCAUAGAUAUAAGAAAUAAUAGCCUCUCAUAUCACUUAUGGGCUAUGGCUAUCCACACCACCACACCCUAAUGGUUUAUUUGGAUUUGUCACGCAAAAAAUGUAGGAGUACUACAGGAAGUACCCCUUGUGUUUUUUAAGAAUUUAGUAUUUCGUAUUGUAUUAGCUACUUUGUCAACCCGUGCAAUUCAGCUGGGCUAGUAAUAAACAUGUGUUAUUCUGAGAA
This is a messenger RNA of Setaria italica (foxtail millet), 1528 nucleotides long. RefSeq names its product chalcone synthase 1. The coding region runs from base 98 to 1294 and encodes 398 amino acids. The transcript is spliced from 2 exons. Lineage: Eukaryota; Viridiplantae; Streptophyta; Magnoliopsida; Poales; Poaceae. Gene Ontology annotation, biological process: polyketide biosynthetic process. Gene Ontology annotation, molecular function: acyltransferase activity, transferring groups other than amino-acyl groups. The record is from RefSeq and is a predicted model, not a curated record.